ACCCUGCGCCUGCUCCGUGAGGAAACCGAGGCGCAUAUAUUGACCGCCUCUAAGCUAGCUUGCGUUGAGAGGUGUUUGUGCACUGGUCGGCUGUAGCGGCGGUAGCUUAGCACAGCAUCCGGUUAGUUAGCCUGUGACACACGGGACUAAAGAUACUAUGACAGUGUGCAUGUGGCAGUAAUAUCGUGUGCCUCUGUCGACUAGCGAUAUAGUGGAAAGUUUAAAUUUCGCAAAGGAAAGAAAAAUAAUGCUAUAACGGUGCUAUACCGGCGCGUAUGUUUUAGCCUACUAAUGCUAGUUAGCAGUGUGGCUAACAGCAGCACAGGACCGGCUUGUCAGCAGACAGACAGACCUCGUCGAAGUGUAGAUUUUUGUACAUUUGAAGCAAUGGAUUGUGACUCAGGAGCAGCCUCUGAGCGAAUUCUGUUGGAGCCAUACAAGUACUUGUUGCAACUGCCAGGAAAGCAAGUGAGGACAAAACUGGCCCAAGCAUUCAACCACUGGCUCAAUGUUCCAGAGGACAAACUGCAGGUGAUCAUCCAGGUGACGGAGAUGCUGCACAAUGCUAGCCUGCUCAUAGAUGACAUAGAGGACAGCUCCAAGCUGCGGCGUGGCUUCCCCGUGGCCCACAGCAUCUACGGUAUUCCCUCCGUCAUCAACUCAGCCAACUACGUCUACUUCCUGGGAUUGGAGAAGGUGCUAACCCUGGAGCAUCCCGAGGCCGUCCAAAUUUUUACCCAGCAACUGCUGGAGCUGCACCGUGGCCAGGGCCUGGACAUCCACUGGAGGGACACCUACACUUGUCCCACUGAGCAGGAAUAUCGCAACAUGGUGCUGCAGAAAACUGGGGGGCUCUUUGGUUUGGCUGUGGGCCUGAUGCAGCUCUUCUCAGAUUGGAAACAAGACCUGAAACCGCUACUGGACACACUGGGUCUCUUCUUCCAGAUCCGCGAUGACUACGCCAACCUGAGCUCCCACAAGUACAGCGAGAACAAAAGCUUCUGCGAGGACCUCACAGAGGGCAAGUUCUCUUUUCCCAUCAUUCAUGCCAUAUGGUCGCGUCCAGAGAGCACCCAAGUGCAGAACAUCCUGAGGCAGCGCACGGAGAACAUGGACAUCAAAAGGUACUGCGUGGACUACCUGGAGAAGAUCGGCUCGUUUGCCUACACCCGUCAAACUCUGCGUGACCUGGAGGUGGAGGCGUACAGUUUCAUCGAGCAGUGUGGGGGGAACCCUCAACUGGAGAGCCUGAUCAAACACCUCAGCAAAAUGCAUCACAAGGCUGAAGCAACGGCAGAGUCCAAUCCUGAGCCGCACUCCAGCCAAAACCACUGACCUCAACCAGCUGUCACUGCUGCAUUACCAAUAUAACAACCCUGCACACUCCACAAACACACGAGCUUCACUGAUAACACUGAUGCAGACAUACACAGUCCUAAGAAAGCACAACACACAUGCAAUUUUACGAGUCACAAUCAUAAGUUGAACACAUGAAUUCUGGUAGACAGCUUUGACUGCAUUCAGAAGCAGUCCCAAAUGUUGCCUUUAUCUUCUGUGCUAGAUAGAAUCCUCCAAGUGUUGCUUAACAAAGUACUCAUCACCAAUUUUUAUAUCUAUGUGUAUCACGCCAUCAAUGGAAUCAAAUGGAUGAAUCAAAAUACAAAAGAAUUUCCAACAGACUUAAGUUUCCUUCUCAUGACAAUGAAAAAAGCUUGACAUGAGCACUUGAUGAGCGAUACAGUGCAUAUAAAUGUAUUUUCUUAUGUUUUGCCACCAAAUUGAAACUUGUGUAUGUAGCGCAGAGUGAAUGCUGGGUGUGUUAUUUAAAAUAAGAUUGGAUUGAUUGUGUUGAGUGUAUGAUGUGUGAUUUGUGGAUACUUAAUCCUGAAGCCGCCAGAGUGCCAAUCCUGUGGAAAACACCUGCAACUUGUUAUGUAACAUGCUGGUAUCAUAUUCAAAGCAGCACUCAAGUUGUUUUUGCUCAGCUGUUUAUGAAUAUUGUGUCGAUGCUUUGGUUUAUUGUUCAGAUUCAGCGCAGCUCUUCACAUCUCCAAUCUUUUGAACGGGGACUUUGUGCUGUUGUUCUUUGCAUCUAUUGAAUAAAACCAACAUUGAAGAAUAA
Molecule: messenger RNA, 2122 nt
Organism: Paralichthys olivaceus (Japanese flounder)
Lineage: Eukaryota; Metazoa; Chordata; Actinopteri; Pleuronectiformes; Paralichthyidae
Gene: ggps1
Product: geranylgeranyl diphosphate synthase 1
Biological process (GO): isoprenoid biosynthetic process
Molecular function (GO): prenyltransferase activity
Source: RefSeq, a predicted model, not a curated record